AUAGUCAUUUCAGAUUUGUGCUUUCUUCUUCUCUCCUUCUUCCUCUCUCUCUCCUCUCCCUCUCUCUCCUCUCCGGGGCUCAAUUCCCCAUUUCAUUCCGAUCCCCAAAAAAUCAGUGCGCGAGAACCAGUAGCAGAGCAAAGAAGGAGAGGUGAUUACUGCCUCUGGUCCAAGUGAGAAUUUUCUCGCUCGAUUUGAGAAAUAGGUGAUUUUUCUGAUCUGAAUCUGAUCCGGAUCUGGGUCUUCGAUUGGACUGACUUUCCGUGCGAUUAUUACCGUAAAUUUGUAAUCUUUGAGCAUUUUGAGCCCUGGGGCUGAGUUGUAGAAGUGGAUCUAGUCGUUUGCUCUGAAAAUCUGACUGACUCGGCCGAGUUAUACUCUUUGACUCACUGAAUCUUUGGUAAUGGAGACUCUUCAUGUUGUGGCGCAGCAUAAGAACCAGUACUACAGCCGGGGGAAGUCACACGGCCCGGGCAGAGUCGGCCCGUCGCCGUCCAAGGGCUUCCGAGGGAUCAAUUGCCGGACUUUCCAAUCCGGGUCAGGUAUGCUCCCUACCCCGUCCAAGGCUUGCUCUACUCCUGUAUCCAAACAGAGAGCAUGCUCUGCUUCUCCUUCUCCUAGGAUAACUGCACCUAGUCCAAACAAGACGCAUACACCUAGUCCAGUUUCACAGUCCGAUAGCAGGACACUGAGUAAAAGCACCCCAAUUGCUAUCAAUGUCAAAAACUCGAAGAAAGGCAAGCACUUCAAUGGAAGUUUUUCAUUUUCUGAGCUCUGGGCCGGCCCGGCUUACUCCAACUCUCCCCCACCGAAUUCGUUGCCAAUCCCCAAGUUUUCAAUCCGUCCCAAGAGAACCGUGUCGCUCGAAUUGCCCAAGUCGCCCGCUGACAGCGAAAUGCACCACCCAAUUGCCAAGUCUGCACCUGCAUCCCCAACUAGGGAGCAUGGUGGGUCUGCUGCUAGGGAUCUCUUUGACAACGCUGACUCCGCGACCAAGACUCUGCGUCGCAUUCUGAAUCUCGAUGUUGACGAUGAAUGAAUGGCGGAUGGAGCACUAAGGCUCCUGUAAAUAGGGUUUAGGUUGUUUAUAGAAUGAAUAAAUUGGUUGGUAGACUUGGUAGUCUUGGGGGUUGUGAUGAGUGUGUUUAGUUUUCUGUGGUGGUGCUACAAGUUAAAGUCAUGGUUGUGGUGGGUUAACGAUCUCUGGAUGUUGGAUGUGGAGUUGGUAUUGGGAGAUGAAUGGUUUGUUCUGAAAUUGGCAUGGUACGUGUAAUACGGGAUUUUCGACAUGGUUGGAACUGACCGAAUUUUUAAGGAAGCAGAAGGAAAUAGUGGUAGGCUUGUACUAUCGAAGCGGAUGUUGUCUGCACUUUGGAAUGCGGGAGAUGAAUGUUGGGAAAAACUGACAUUGAAUGUGUGAUAUGGGAUUUUCGACGUGGAACUUAACUGAAAUUUUAAGGAAGCAGAAGGGAAAUAGUGGUACAAGGCGUGUACUUUUGAAGCGGAUGGUUGCCAGCAAUCUGGAAUGGGAGGGAUUGUGCAACUCGUCAUUACAUAUGAAAGCAGAGGGAAACUACAUUAGACUUGAAUGUUCUAAUGUAAUCCCCUCACAAGUUCGCUAAUUCUUGUUAACCCUUUUAGAGUUAGGUUUAGGUGUCUCGUUUCGUUUUUUGUAUGUAUACUGUAUAAUGUGUAGGGAUCUGUCCAUAAGAGCUCUGUUGGUUUCUAUAGGUUUCGUUUUUCUUCUGCAUUGCGUCUUUGCUUCCUUAAGAUUUAGAGUUAGUGUCCGUAUAAAUAGUCUAACAUUGGUUAGUCUCUUUGUUCCGUAGUUCAGCAUUGUCCCAAUAGCUGCUUAGGUAAUCUUCUUUCAUUAAACUCUCUGCCUUUGCUGUUAUAGCCUUGUUUGCCUUCAUACUCAACGUAACGUUCUUUACUUCUGAUAACAAUCUAACCCCUUUAACUACGCUCUUAUCAAAGGGUGUUCCGCCCCCUUCACCAUCUUUUCUGUUUUUUAAGAAAGAAAAGAGGGAAGGGGGAGUGAUUGUUCAUUCGUACUUCUGCUUCAUUGCUUCUUCAGGUCUUUAGGGUUGGUCAAUCUGUGGUUCUGUCCUGUAAGAUGUCCUGAGUUGUUCUUGUAAAUGAAUUGUGCCGGUUGUGGUCUUCACAUCGUUUUCAUCCAUGGAGGUUGUUAAUCUCGCCCUGCCAUCAACAAGGGUGCAAGUUGGGAAAGUAUUCUGGAGGUGUUUUCGUUAGCAGUUCAUGAUGUAGUCCCUUACGCGUAUGAUGGUUCCUUGGUGAAGGCAAAUGCAGUUCCAGUAUAUCAUCACUUGUGUUGAGGAAUGGAUGAUAUGUGGAAAAUCUCUCUUUGUCUUGUGUACCGGGGAUUCCAUCGAUCGGACAAUUGUCUUUGUCGGGUGGAGUAUUGUAGCGUCGGACAAAUAUGUGGUCGCCAUUUAUAUCGUCUACUUAAAUUUCAAUGUUGAGUCUGUUCUUCUGUUGUCUAAUUUAAACUUCGAUGCUAGCUUGCUUAUCUUCGUCUUUCAGAUCCGUACUUUAAUUUUAUGGAAGUUUACAUUAUUUAUCUUUA
This is a messenger RNA of Malus domestica (apple), 2587 nucleotides long. RefSeq lists its product as uncharacterized. The record is from RefSeq and is a predicted model, not a curated record. Lineage: Eukaryota; Viridiplantae; Streptophyta; Magnoliopsida; Rosales; Rosaceae.